Messenger RNA from Hylaeus anthracinus, 5124 nucleotides. RefSeq names its product long-chain fatty acid transport protein 4-like (gene Fatp1). Bases 195 to 2519 code for a protein of 774 amino acids. Lineage: Eukaryota; Metazoa; Arthropoda; Insecta; Hymenoptera; Colletidae. The record is from RefSeq and is a predicted model, not a curated record. Gene Ontology annotation, molecular function: long-chain fatty acid transmembrane transporter activity; long-chain fatty acid-CoA ligase activity. Gene Ontology annotation, biological process: triglyceride homeostasis. Gene Ontology annotation, cellular component: endoplasmic reticulum. The transcript has 14 exons.
UUCCUUUUCUUCCCCCUCCCUUCAACCAACUUCCACUCGUUCACGUGGAGUUUUCUUCGCUCGGCAAGUUUUUGUUCCGACGCGGACGAAGACUAUCCGGCGAUCGCAAUUUCACUCCGGGAGAGCCGCGCAUAAGUCAUCGUUGGAUUCAAGGAUUGGUGUUACACGAUCGUCCGAGGGACGAUAGUUUGAAGAUGUCGGCGACGAUCUCGAAUAUACCGGGCAACAACCUGGGGAACGGGACGAAUGGAAUUUGUGACAAGGAACGUGACGUAGAAAAGGGUGAACACCGUUCCGACGCGGUAGGCCUCCCAUCGUCGAUCUGUUCGCGGCCGACGUCUUCGUCGCGGACGUCGACGUCGGCCGAGAGCAGGGUCGAGCUCGAGGAUAAACCAAGAAACAAACCGAACACAGUGAGCGUAGAGGUGGAACUGGAAGCGGCCACGAACAAUGAACCGAUAAUAGGAGCGGGGACGGAGGUGACGACAACGGCGAAGACGAGGACGCGAACGGGAACAAGAACGGAAACGAGCGAACCCAGCCGGUGGAAGGCAGUCGGCCGCUUGCUUCGCCGCUUGGCGCUCGUCAUGACACUGUUGGCGUGCACGAUCGCCGUUUUGGCUCUGAUCGCCAUGUACGGGGGCCUCGUUUCCCUCGUGCAGCUGCUCGUGGUCGUUCUCGUCGCGUAUUUGGUAUCCGGAGGUCGUUUCCGAUGGUUCUACGUCGCCUUCAAAACCCUUCCCAGGGACACCAUGGCCGUGAUGGGGUACUUAAAACUUCUUUGGAUUAUUCGCGGCCACGAGAGGAAGGACCGAAGUGUGGCUGAUGUGUUUCGACAACACGUCAGCCGACAUCCCAAUAAAGUCUGUUUCAUUUGCGAAGAUGACGAGUGGACGUUUCAACAGGUGGAGGACUACAGUAAUAAGAUCGCCACGCUGUUCAAAACGCACGGAUAUCGAAAGGGCGACGUGGUCGCUGUACUUUUGGAAAAUCGGGUGGAGUUCAUUGCAAUCUGGCUUGGUCUAAGUAAGCUGGGAAUAAUAACGCCCCUCAUUAACACCAAUCUUCGUAAAACUGCACUCUUGCACAGUAUCACCGUGUCUAAAUGUCAGGCACUUAUUUAUGGCGCAGAUUUCACCGAUGCUAUCUCAGACAUCUCGAGCUCGCUGGAUCCGAAAUUUGCAUUAUACAGAUUUGGUAACACGCCGAAUGGUAAAACAUCAAAACUUAAUGAGAAAGACUUAAACGCUCUUUUGGCUGAUAUCUCUCCAACUCCGCCAGUCCUUCAAGAAAAAGGCUGUCACAACGAUAAGUUAUUGUACAUUUUUACCAGUGGUACCACUGGCCUUCCUAAAGCAGCAGUCAUAACUAAUGCUAGGUAUAUGUUUAUAGCGACUGGCAUUUUCAUGAUGGCACAAUUUAAAAGUACAGAUAGAUUUUAUACACCAUUGCCCUUGUAUCACACUGCGGCUGGUGCAAUGACCACAGGUGCAACUCUUCUCCAUGGAGCGACUACAGUAAUUAGAAAGAAGUUUUCAGCAAGCGCUUACUUCACUGACUGCAUCAAAUAUAACUGUACAAUUGGUCAAUAUAUUGGAGAAAUGUGUAGAUAUAUUUUGGCAGUACCUCCAAAACCAGAAGACAAGAAACAUAACGUUAGACUGAUGUUUGGAAAUGGCUUAAGGCCACAGAUAUGGCCCGAGUUUAUAGAACGAUUUAAUAUUCCACGUGUUGCUGAAUUUUAUGGAGCAACAGAAGGAAACGCUAAUAUUGUAAAUACCAAUAAUACUGUUGGAGCUAUUGGUUUUAUAUCUCGAAUCAUUCCAUCGGUCUAUCCUAUUUCUAUUUUAAAAGCAGACGCUGAUGGAGAACCAAUUAGAAAUGCUAAAGGUUUAUGUCAAGUGUGCGAACCAAACGAACCAGGUGUAUUUGUAGGAAAAAUUAUACCCAACAUGCCAUCUAGAGCAUUUUUAGGAUACGUGGAUGAGAAAGCAUCUCAAAAGAAAAUAGUUCGUGAUGUAUUUACGAAAGGCGACUCGGCAUUUAUAUCCGGUGACAUUUUAAUAGCGGAUGAGUUUGGUUAUUUGUAUUUUAAAGAUAGAACAGGCGACACGUUUAGAUGGAAGGGAGAAAAUGUUUCUACGUCUGAAGUCGAAGCUAUUAUUAGUAAUCUUGUUAACUACAGAGAUUGUGUAGUAUAUGGAGUCGAGGUUCCAGGUGUCGAAGGCAAAGCUGGAAUGGCAGCAAUAUACGACGAUAAUGAUACGUUAGACAUCAAUAAAUUGUCAGUCAAUCUGAAGGAACAUUUGCCAUUUUAUGCGAUACCUAGAUUUAUUAGGGUUUUAACGAAAAUUGAUCUCACAGGCACAUUCAAAUUAAAGAAGAAGGAUCUUCUGGAGGAGGAAUACGAUCCUAAUAAGGUACAAGACAAGUUGUACUAUUUGAGCGAUAAGUCAGGAUAUCAGUUGUUAACCCCUGAUGUUUAUGAACAAAUUAAACAAAGGAAAAUUCGGUUUUAAGUUAUGUUUUUAAGAAAGACAAUUGAUGGGAACAAUUUUUGUUGCAACGUUAUAUAAAUGCACCUUCGAAGUGAAGAAAGGCUUUUCAUCUUCAUUAUGUUAAGUCAAAGGAACUACUUUACACAGAAUUAUCUUCUAAUAGUAAUUAAAUUAUCACUUAAUUAUUAUUUUAAUAUAAUUGCUGAUGAGCUUAUAUUUCUUUUUAAAUGAAAUAAUAGUAACGUAUCAAAUAAGUUGUAUCGAAAUUGAAACGAGAGAUCUUUGACUUAAAUAGCAGGUAAAUUUUAUAUAUUCUUAGGAUUGGAGGUGAAUGACGUUAUUGUUAUCACAUUAUGUAUACAUUUUAUAUAGGUUUGGUUGUAAUUUAAUACUCGUCAUAAAUAUAUAAUAAUUUUAUUUUGAGAUUAGAAACCUCUUAUUUGAAGGUUACAUCACAAUUGUAUAAAAAAAAAUUGAUUUAUAUUUAUAAAAAGCGAAGUUAAAUAUUUUAAAGAGAAACUUAUUCUAGAAGAGACAUACAUAUACUGAGCGACAAAAUUAGCGCAACAAAAAAUUGUUAUUAAAAUUGAGUGAAAUUUUAAUAAAACUUUUUGUUGCGUUGAGUUUGUUACUCAGUGUAUAAUGUACAUGUACGUACCUUGAGGAUCUACAAUUUCAUACAAAUUGCUAAUUCUGGAAUUAUACAUAGAGCAAAGCGUAAAUAAAAAAAUGUAUUCUGUAACAUAAAGUAAGCGUAAAUCUUAGUUCAAAAUCUAGACCACUGUUAUAUGUAUCGUAUCAUUGUAUCUAUAUUUUCCUAUAUAUUAUUUGUGUACCAGGUUCAUGAUUAAGUAUACACAAAUAUAUACGCUGUUGUUAAUAGUGUUAUAACACAGGAUAUUUAACAUCUUUUUCAUAAAAGAAAAAGAACUUCCGUAACAAAGAACAUUGGAUAAAAAUAUAUAUAUUUAUUACGUACAUAGAUGGUUACGAUUCAAAGAAACAUUCCAUUAUUAUUCUUAUUUCAUUAAAACACAUUACCAUCUAAUGAUAUUAUCUACCCAGAUUAUUGAAUUUUUGAAGUAUGGUAAUAUUCGCUUUAAUUAGUUUCACUGAAUUUAGUUAACAAUAUUAUGUAAUAGUAAAAAGUAGUUGCCAAAUACAAAAUGAAUAUAUAGUACAUAAGAAAGAAAAUAUUGUUAUUAUUAUACAGUGAUAAACACAAACAAGAAACGUUUAUUAAAGUAUGAUAUUGGAAUCAUUAUUUUUCAUAACGUUUCUGACGUCAGUAAUACGUGUAACAUAAAUGUUAGACAUAAUUUAACGUAAUUAAACAAUUCGAAAGAAAAAGAAAACGUUACUGGUGACGUGUACAAUUUAAAUGCGAUGCAAAUAAAUUUUAUAUAUAUUUAUAUGUGUUAUUUUUUAAUUAUUGAAUUAAAGGUGGAUAAUUUUGGAUGAAAAAGUAAUUAAUAUGCAAAUUAUAUAGAUAUAUUCACAUAUAAUUUACAUGUAACAGUGGAAUCGUAUGGAAAAUAUAUUGUAACUAUUAAUGAAGUACGAUAAUUGUAAAAAUUAUGUGCUUCCAUAAUUACAUUUAUCAACAGUCAGAAAUAGAUACACUAAUUUCCAUUCUAAUGAUUUUUUAUUCGCAAUUUACAUAACAUUCUAAAACUAUUUAUUUAUUAAAAAUGUGUACAAAAUUUACAGAACAAAUAUUUUGAAAAAUAGAAAAAUAACAAAUUUCGGAAAUGAUACAUUCUAAUUUCGUUUUAAUAAAAAUAAAUAGUACAAAAAUAUAAAAUGUUAUAAAAUAUGAAUGUUGUAUAUUUGCAGUAUACAUACUAGGUUAACAUUUUUUGAAACUAUAUAAAUAUAAUUUGCAGGUAUCUCUAAUAAAUUAUAAAAGUUUUUCACAAUGUUGCAAGUACUGUAUAUGUAUUAUUAUUUCAUUUAUAUUAUGUUUCUAAAAUUGUAUAAAAUUUUUAAUAGUUAUACAACAUUUCUGACCUUUUAAAAGAAGAAAUUAAAACUAAAUUGUGUUUUACAAAUUUACAUCUAUCUAUAAAUGAAAACAUUAAAUUCUAUAUCACGACUUAUUUAACAUUUUAUGUAGCUUAAUCGUCAAAUUUGAAAAGUAAAUCUUUUUUAUCCACAAGAACAUUUUAAUCUGUUCAAAAUCUGGUCGACUUUAAUAUCUAUAUAUUAUGCUAUUGAUUCAAAAUAUUUAUAAGUGUAAUUAAAUUGUUACCGAGACCUUAAUACAUAAUAUUAUAUUCCAUAAGAACUAUAUUUUAACAGUAUUCGUGUAUUUGAUAUCUUAUAUACAGAUAUGUUACAUUUUAUAUGAAAAUUAUAAUAUAAUUUUCCUGCUGUUAAAACGGUUCGUAAAAUCGAUUUAUUGGUUCAGUAAUGAAGAUGUAAGAGAGCCUAAUAUACCUUCACUUAACAUAAAUUGCAACUGGGUAGCAGAUAUUUCUAUAGUGCAUAAAUUACAAGAAUUUACGAAAAUUGUUAAUAUUGUAUAAAUAUUUGGGUGUUUUUUAAGGUAUGUUUAUAUUGUUCCAGUGCUGAAAACUUGUUAUUUGUUACUUUUUUUAAAUAAAAGUUUUCUAUUUUUUAAGAA